Messenger RNA from Sphaerulina musiva SO2202, 1040 nucleotides. RefSeq lists its product as uncharacterized. The transcript is spliced from 2 exons. NCBI's taxonomy places the organism in Eukaryota, Fungi, Ascomycota, Dothideomycetes, Mycosphaerellales, Mycosphaerellaceae. The record is from RefSeq and is a predicted model, not a curated record. The coding region runs from base 1 to 984 and encodes 327 amino acids.
AUGGCAGCCCUACCGCCUGUUAGAGAGGCACUGCGUCAAGUGACCAAGCAGUCUUGGAUACUAGGCGAUAGGAUGAGCAUAUCACGCCAGUUGGAAAGAUCACCAGACGUACCCUCCUGGAGCGACGGAAAUAGCUGUUUUUUCGAGAUUACCAAGAGCAGCGGCGAUGUCGCUAGUGAUGACACGUAUGGUGUUGCCGACUCCCUCCCCUUGGUCCACGAUGCCGGCGACAUACACGCAGUCUGGAAAAUUGGAACUGCCUUCUUGAAAGUCAUGGUUCCUCUAUCUACGGCAAUAACACGCGAGCAUGUAACACUACAAGCGCUACAAGAUCGAGAUGUUUCAUUCGCAGUGCCCUCUGUUCUUUUCUACGGCGAAUGGGAUGGACGGUACUAUUUGAUUGUAAGCCAGGUUCCUGGUAUUACUCUCGCAGAUGCAUGGCCAUUAAUGGAUGAGACUGGUCGCAACAAAUGUGUUUCUCAAGUGGUCCGAAUCUGCAAAGAGGUCGCGAUGACUUUCGACGGCAGCGAGAAUUCGUGUAUUGCCGGCAUCGAUGGCGGCUACCUGCCAGAGUAUUUCUUAGGAAAACGGUCUGGAAAAGACUGGGACUUCGCACCCGCGCUUCUUCAACAGUACUGCCUUGACAUGAAGAUGGACUGUACUACCUUGGUAUUCUACCACUGCGACCUCAGCCCUGGCAAUGUGAUGGUGCAUAUGAAAGAGGCCGGCGAGCCGGCAGUAGGAAUAAUCGACUGGGAAUGUGCAGGUUUCGUACCAAAGGAUUGGGUACGCACAAAGUACCUUGUAUGCGGUUCCAUGGACUUUGAACUUCCAGAAGGCAGUACUAGGGAGGCCAGACGCGAGUGGAGGGAUCGAAUGGAAAGGUGUCUUCAAGAGGAGGGUUUCAAAGAUAUGUCAGAGAGCUGGCGCGCUUGGUUCGCUACUGGUUGCUCGCGUUACCAGGUGAUUUCCUGGCUAGAGUAGAACCAUCUCCUUUUAAUACCUGUAUCGGGCUUACUACUCUCGUAUGCACAAUGUCC